AGAGCGGGGCGGGGAGCGGAGAAACAUCCUCCGAACAAUAUCGGCCGCGUUGACAUCCCUACAAACAACCUUCGCAGACUUGUGUCGCUGUGUAAGCACUUUCGUUUCGGCUUCUUCAGUCCAUAACAGUGGCAUUAGGGUUUGCAGAUUUUCAACUCCCUCAUACUCACAACCUCCAAAUGUCACAAUUUCCAAUUCCAAUUUAACCAUUCCCAAGCCAUAGCACAAUGAUUAAGGUUUCCAACCAUAUAAAUUUUCCACUCCUCAAAUGCGCAGCGUUCGCCAAAAUGUUAAGCACAAGCGACCAAAUUCCAGAUUUUGCAGAAGUAACAGAAACUGUAUGCAACGUUAUGAUGUCUUCUCCCACAGUCACACUCGACACCGCUCUUAACCAAACAGGGGUUAGGGUUUCUCCAGAAUUAGUUGAAACUGUCCUCAAGAGGUUCGAAAAUGCCGGAAUGUCGGCGUUUCGGUUCUUCGAAUGGGCCGAGAAUCAGCGAAACUACUCACAUUCGGUAAGGGCGUAUCACUUGAUGAUUGAGUCUUUGUUAAAGAUUAGGCAGUAUCAGAUUGUGUGGGACCUUGUUAAUUCUAUGAGGAAAAAGGGUAUGGUAAAUGUUGAAACUUUUUGUAUUAUCAUGAGAAAAUAUGCUAGGGCACAUAAGGUUGAUGAAGCUGUUUAUACUUUUAAUGUGAUGGAUAAAUAUGAUACGCCGCAGAAUCUUGCGGCUUUUAAUGGGCUGUUGAGUGCUUUGUGUAAGUCGAGGAAUGUGAGGAAGGCUCAGGAGAUUUUUGAUAGUAUGAAGGGCCGGUUUGAGCCGGAUUCGAAAAGUUUUAGUAUAUUGCUUGGAGGGUGGGGAAAGGAACCGAAUCUUCCGAAAGCUAGAGAGGUUUUCGGUGAAAUGGUUUGUGCGGGGUGUAGCCCUGAUAUUGUUACUUAUGGUAUAAUGGUUGAUAUUCUUUGUAAGGCUGGACGGGUUGAUGAAGCUGUCGAGGUUGUUAAGGAUAUGGAUGAUAAUAAUUGCAGGCCGACUUCGUUUAUUUAUAGUGUUCUUGUUAAUACUUAUGGAGUGGAGAAUCGGAUUGAGGAUGCUAUUGAUGCUUUCAUGGAGAUGGAAAGGAAGGGAAUUGAGGCGGAUGUUGUGGUGUAUAAUGCAUUGAUUGGUGCUUUUUGUAAGGCGAAUAAAUUAAAGAACGUGUAUAGGGUGUUAAGAGAGAUGGAAAGUAAGGGUAUUGCUCCGAAUUCAAGGACCUGUAAUGUUAUCAUGAGCAGUUUGAUUAGUCAAGGAGAGACUGAUAAAGCUUUUAGUGUUUUUCGCCGGAUGAUUAAACUGUGUGAACCUGAUGCUGACACGUAUACGAUGCUGAUAAAGAUGUUUUGUGAGAAGAAUGAAGUGGAUAUGGCUUUGAAAAUAUGGAGAUAUAUGAAGUCAAAACAGUUUGUCCCAAGCUUGCACACUUUUUCAGCCCUUAUCAAUGGACUGUGUCAAGAGGGAAAUGUUGUGAAAGCAUGUGUUUUGCUGGAAGAGAUGAUAGAGAAAGGAAUUCGACCAUCACGGAUUACAUUUGCAAAGUUAAGACAGUUACUUAUAAAGGAAGGGAGAGAAGAUGUGCUCAAAUUUCUGCACGAGAAGAUAAAUCUUCUAGUUAAGGAACCUUUGUAUGAUUAAACCAUGGAAGGCUGUUUGCAAUUGGAGUAAAGAAAAAUCUACGAGAGCACUAGCUGUGUCUCUUAACUAAGAACGGCAUCUUUAGAGGGAUAUUGGAUUUUUAAAGCAGGCGCUGUUGAAGACAUACAGAGGCUAUGAACCUAGAGAGCUGGUGUGAUAGUGGCUGUUGGCCUGUUGGGGAUAACAACUUACAAGAUGUAUGUGUAAAUGUGUAAUUUUGAAAAAAGGAUUGUAAGAGGAUUGUGUUCUUGAGUUUUGGUCGAAUUUUUAUGAUCCACAGACAAAAGGAACCCAUGAUAGAACUCCAUCAAAUGCAUUGCUCAGAUUCUUUUUGUUGUUUGUUAUAAUCACAUCAACUAACAUCUGUUUGAUUUCCUAUGGGGUGGAUUCAGUGAGUUGUAAUAAGAUAGAAAGCAAAAAUGCACAUGUAGAGAGUGGCAUGGCCAUUGAUAUGUUUUUUUGGGAUUGCUUAUUA
Vicia villosa (hairy vetch) is the source of this 2145-nucleotide messenger RNA. RefSeq names its product pentatricopeptide repeat-containing protein At1g77360, mitochondrial-like. The coding region runs from base 228 to 1670 and encodes 480 amino acids. Lineage: Eukaryota; Viridiplantae; Streptophyta; Magnoliopsida; Fabales; Fabaceae. The transcript has a single exon. Gene Ontology annotation, molecular function: protein binding. The record is from RefSeq and is a predicted model, not a curated record.